Gigantopelta aegis is the source of this 1353-nucleotide messenger RNA. RefSeq lists its product as uncharacterized. The transcript is spliced from 8 exons. The record is from RefSeq and is a predicted model, not a curated record. Lineage: Eukaryota; Metazoa; Mollusca; Gastropoda; Neomphalida; Peltospiridae. Bases 61 to 873 code for a protein of 270 amino acids.
UCCUACAUUUUGAAGAUAAGUGUUAAACGUGAAGCGUCUUAUUAUUGUAGGAUACUACACAUGAAGUUAUCAAUCCUCUUUGUUGCUUUCUUCACUACCAUCAAGCCUGAUCUAGGGGAAGGAGGUAACAUAACCAGUAACUGCACGGAGCACGGAAUCAUUGGGCAGAUGGCAAACUUAACGUGUUAUGGAUAUUUUAGAGUAGAAAUAUAUUGGGUUCGACCAGCAGAUGCUGAUAUAGUAAGAUGGUGUGACAAUCGCAAACUAGCGUGUAAAUCAAAGCCCGGAUACACCAGUCCCACGGAUGGAGAUCUAAACAAAGACACUUUGGUGAUAUUGUCCUUAGGUCAAAAAGAUAUUGGUCUGUGGACAUGCCAAGAUGAAGAUAAAAAUGGAUCAAUUCACCACUCAAUUGCUAAAUGUCGGAUAACCGCAACAAACAAAACACAGGAUGCAACUAGUUCUACCGGUGGUCCAACCACGCCAACAACCACGCCAUCCACCACGCCAGCAACCAGUUCUACCGAUGGUGCAACCACGCCAACAACCACGCCAUCCACCACGCCAGGCGACAAAACAACCAGUUACUUGAUUGUAGGUGCGAUAGCCGGUUUCUGCAUUCUGUGUCUGAGUGUAGCAAUAUGUGCAUAUCUGGUCAGGAAGCGAUCAAAACAGAAAGAUGCAGAAAAUCCACAGACGCCAUACAAGAUAAUGGAACACGAGGAAAAAGAAGAAACUCAGCAAACAGACAAACAGCAUGAAAAAACAAAAAACAAAACAAAAUCAAAAAAGAAAAAAACACCAAACAAAAGAAAGAAAAACACACCAACAAACAAACCAAGAGGAAAAUCUCGCAGGUCUACAAGGCGAUAGAGAACCGGCGGAAAUCACCUGAAAAAGUCAACAAAGGCACAUGGAAAACGUAUAUUCAACGGUAUGUAGGCAGUGCAGCUAAAGCAGUGAGGAAAAUCACAGACUGAGGAGAUGCAGGGGGAGGGGGAUACGUCGCCCGCCAGUGGCCAGACAGUCACAUCAACAGUCUAAUCACUGAACCACACCUGAUUUUCAUUCUCACCUGGCAAUGACAUGCGUAAGGACCGAAUACCUCAGUUUGAUAUACUGAACUUUUAUUAUUAUUAUUAUUAUUAUUAUUAUUAUUGUUAUCAAUUAUUAUUAAAUUGUUUAAUGUAUGUAUGUAUGUAUGUAUGUGGGCCUGUAUGUAAUUAUUAUUAUUAUUAAGUUCCCAAGCCAAGGCUGGUCAACCUAUUGUUUUUUGUGAGAUUAUUAUUACUAUAGUAUUACGACAAUAUUAUUUUUACUGUUGUAAUCUACUAAUAAACUGUCGUUUUACAU